Melitaea cinxia (Glanville fritillary) is the source of this 1506-nucleotide messenger RNA. Its product is annotated as protein abrupt-like. The transcript is spliced from 10 exons. The coding region runs from base 226 to 1506 and encodes 426 amino acids. Gene Ontology annotation, cellular component: nucleus. Gene Ontology annotation, molecular function: protein binding. Gene Ontology annotation, biological process: regulation of transcription by RNA polymerase II. The record is from RefSeq and is a predicted model, not a curated record. Lineage: Eukaryota; Metazoa; Arthropoda; Insecta; Lepidoptera; Nymphalidae.
AACGUUCUGUUAGAGUGUUAGAGCAAGCGAGACGCGACAUUUUGAUACGGAACUUUUCCGAGUAUUGAUUGCCAUGCCAGUUAGGAAUACAUAUUUAUUUCGUACGAAAGAAGAAUAAUACUUCAAAUACUAAUAGUUAACAUGUAUUUUCGUUUGAAGGAGAGUACCUAUGUUUAGUUAGAUGCAUACGUAGGCAGUUAUAUUCGUGAUUGAUUUUCAGCGGCCAUGGCGAUGCCUGAGCAGUUUUCACUACGGUGGAAUGACUUCCACUCGAACUUAUCCCAGUCAUUUCAAGCAUUGCUGGAAGGCGAAGAUCUAGUAGAUGUGACGUUGGCGGCUGGUGGUCAGUAUGUUCAUGCUCACAAGCUCAUUUUAUCCGUCUGCAGUCCAUACUUCAAGGAGUUGUUUAAGAUGAAUCCUUGUGAACAUCCCAUAGUGAUCCUUAAAGAUGUAGCACAUCAUGAGUUAAGGCAGCUUCUGCAAUUUAUGUAUAGAGGAGAGGUUCAUGUAAGGCAACAGGAGCUUUCUGGCUUCUUGCACACUGCUGAACUGUUGCAAGUCAAAGGUCUUACUGGUGGUAGAGAGAAAAGCGAAUCACCUCCUCCAGUAAUAGAAGAAGAUUCCACCAGUACUCAGCCAAGUGUGCCUGAACCAGUGAGUGACAGCUUGCCUGAGUGGGUCCCACCUGGUGAGGAAAUCACUGCUGAAACUGCUCAUGAAACAAUCUCUGCUACUGUACCGAAAGAGGAGGCUGCCAGAAGUCCUCUGAAACGACUACUAAAAAAUACAUCAAACAAAAAUAGUUACAGUAGUAACAAAAAGAAACCUCGGCCAGUAACUGACAUUCCAUCUCAUGCCGAAAAUACUGAAUAUGCUUCAGAUGGUGAACCUAUCAUCGACUUCGACAAUGACUUUUUACAUACUAUGGUGCUGCCAGAUUCAGGCAAAGAGGCUGGAUGGAACUGCAAAACGGGUGGGGUUAAAUGUCCAUCUUGCCACCGAUUUUUCGCGAAUCGCUACAACCUAAAGGUGCAUAUACGAGACAAACAUGACACGAGGGAGGGUACACUACAAUGUGACAUAUGUCAGAAGCGUAUGAGAAAUCCAUCCUGUCUUCGGGUUCACAUGUAUCAUCACCGCAAACAAGCAGCCUAUCUGGCCCAGCUAAGUGCCCAAGGAGAUCAGAUGAGACACGUGGUUAAAAACAUGGUUGAGAACAAAUGGCGUAAUGAAACAAAGGGGGAGUUAAAGGAGGGAGAAAAUCGUAAGUGCCGUAAAAACGAGGGUGCCAGUACAUCUAAAAAUCCGCCCAUUAAGAUCUCGGUGCCUAAGAUUUACGUGUCACAGCCAAGCUCUGUAAAAAAGGGCGUUGUUCGAACAAAGAAUCGUUAUCCAGCAUCGGCACCUACUGGGGAGGCGAAUAGCUACCAGCCGGCCCAACAGGAUGUCAAGCUGGCUCCCGAAGCAAUCCUGCCGAAGUCGGAGGCGAACCAGGAGUCAGUAUGA